Molecule: messenger RNA, 1781 nt
Organism: Halichondria panicea
Lineage: Eukaryota; Metazoa; Porifera; Demospongiae; Suberitida; Halichondriidae
Exons: 6
Coding region: 8-1684 (558 amino acids)
Source: RefSeq, a predicted model, not a curated record
AGAAAGUAUGCAUUUUAAAAUAAGCAUAGCCAUAGUAGUAGUUAAAGUUUUAGCCAUGAUAGCUUUACAUACUCUACAGGUAUCAUGCCAAGUCAACUUGACAGCAAACUUUGAUACACAAGACAGUAUCAUCGAAGGAACAAUAAUUACUCUGACGUGCAGAGUUGAGGACCGUAACAAUGGACAUGGAGCAACAAUAAUAAGUGGUAGCCAAGCUAUAUUCAAUUGCCCAAGUUUCAAUACAGUUCAUAGCAAUAGAAUCUACUUAGUGCACAUACAUUUGCACACUGCCAUAGCAGAGUGUGGAGAGCUCGUUUUUGGUCGAAUAGUGGAGGUGCAAAAUGGAACAACAACUGUGUACAUUGCCCAAAUCUAUAUCGUCACAACAAUUGCCAUGAACGGAGGAUAUGUAGAAUGCAGUGAACUCGGACAGGAUGGUAGUCAACAAAUACAGCUGUCCAAUAUCAUAGUUCUUCUUGGUCCUCUUGCUGUGAAGUUUCCAUCUAAUGAUACAUUUUUCAUUUAUUGGAACCAAUCCAAUGAGAGUGCCACUCGGAUUGCACAUUACUCCAUCAAUGUGACUGGAGAGGACUGUGGUAACUGCACCAACCUUGAUAGGAUUGUGAGCAAUGUCACUAACCAGCUUUCAUGCACUGGGUGGGAGCCCAAUGGACAGGUUUGCAAUGUUACUGUCACGGCAGUCGCUUCUGUACAACGAUUGAACUUUUCAAGUCUAGCCACAGUCUAUUUACAAACUCCCACGGCUCCUUUCUUGGAGGAACUAAUACCUGUCUAUUCAUAUGACCGCGAGGAACUUCAAAGCGUGGAAAUAUUGCUGGCUGCUGACUCCACUGUUGACCCUAAUGACCUUCCCAUUACGUUUCAAGUGAAUGUGGAGCGUUCUAGUCAGGACGAUAUUCCAAUUAGCUGCUUUUUCAAUUUUUCUGCCAAAAGUAAAUGCAGUACAACUUAUGCUCAAAAAUAUCGCUGUGGAAUUAAUUUCUCUGUUAGGCGUUGUUCGCAGUUACUUUUUCAACAAGAACAAGAAGCAGCCAACUAUCAAAUCAGAUUCUUUGCAGAAACUAGCAUCGGGAGAUCUCUAAGUGCAAAUUCUAGUGUACUAGCUUAUGCUAACUUAGCGGUGCGGCUCUUGAUUGAGCCACAGCAAGCCCAAGAAGAGUUUAGUUACAUCUCUAUCAUCUUUCAACAAAUACAUGCGAAAGUUAGUUCCAAGAUCAAGUAUGGUCCCAACUGCCAGGCUCUUGACAAUCAAGCAUCUAGUGUUGAUUUUAUUGUGACUACAGUGACGUUUCCUGUUUCUAUCACUGACAAAAUUUGCUUCAUUGUCGUAAUCAACAACACUUUUCAGUCUUAUAUAAUUCAAGGAAACUUUACCAUAAUAAGCAAUGAAACAUCGACGACUUUCUCAGGUACAUCAGAUUUAACCACCUCCGAUUCAACUACUUCUUUUUCAACUAACUAUGAUUCAACCAUCUCAACACUACUGGUGAUAAUUGGAUUUCUUACCACUCUUUUUGUUGCCGCUUUGCUAGUCAUUCUAGUGCUGCUACUAGUAUACCUUUGUAAACGAUGGCAACAAAAGAAAUCUGAAGAUAAGUAUAACCUGUCAUCCUGGCAAGAUAAUGAACAAAUUAAACUCAAGAAGUUGUGCAGUAGGCAGUAGAUCAUGCACACAGAUAUGCAUAUAUAUAGUGCAUAAUUAUAUAUAUAUAUGAUAGGCAACAUCUCAUAUAAUGUAACAUCAGCUAAUGACGCACCAC